AUGAGUUGUGAAUUUCCUGGCUCAAAGGAGGAUCAGGGAGACACAGUGGUUCUUGAUGGCCCAGAUAUCGCCACAAUUGUACAUUCCCCUGAUGAGUACCCUACUGGGGCAAAUAUUACCUUGAGCUGUGUUGCUGAUUCUAACCCUGCAGCACAAUUCACUUGGUUACACAAUGGACAACCAGUCAGCAACUCAGCCACAUUUUCUAUUAUUGCAUCCCUGAGUGAUGCUGGCACUUAUACCUGUACUGCAUCUAACUCAUUCACUGGUUUAACGCAUACUGCAACCAAGAAUAUUAUAAUCUAUGCGCCACUGUCCAAACCUACCAUUGUCACCUCCAACAUUACUGCAGUGGAGACCAAGGACUUCUCAUUGACAUGCCAGGCUACAGGCCAAAUUCACGCUUACCAGUGGUUCAUAAACGGAGUUGCCCCAGCUGGUAGCAGGAUACAGCUGUCGCCAGAUAAGAGGACACUCACCCUCAGCAGGCUCACAAGAAGAGAUAACAAAGGGCCAUAUGAGUGUGAAAUCCGGAAUCCAUUUUAUAGCAAUAGGAGUCAUCCAUUCACACUGGAUGUUGCCUAUGGCCCAGAUAUUGCCACAAUUGACCAUAUAAGCGAUCAGUUCGCAACGGGGAUAAAUGUUACCUUGAGCUGUGUUGCUGAUUCUAACCCACCAGCACAAUUCACUUGGUUACAGAAUGGACAAUCUGUCAGCAACUCAGCCUCAUUUUCUAUUAUUACAUCCCUGAAUCAUAUCGGAAACUAUACCUGUAUUGCAACUAACUCAUUUACUGGCUUGACGCGCACUGCAAACAAGACUCUUAUGAUCUAUGCGCCACUGCCCAAACCUACCAUUGUCACCUCCAACAAUACUGCAGUGGAGACCAAGGACUUCUCAUUGACCUGCAAUGCUACGGGUCAAAUUCACACUUACCGGUGGUUCAUAAAUGGACUUGCCCCAGGUGGUAACAGGAUACAGCUGUCCCAGGAUAAGAGGAUACUCACUAUCCGCAGUCUCACAAGAAGGGAAAACAAAGGACCCUAUGUGUGUGAAAUUGAAAACCCAUUGUUUAGCAAUAGGAGUGAUCCAUUCAAACUGAAUGUUACCUAUGGCCCAGAUAACGCCACGAUUGUUCAUACAGUCAAUGAGUACCCUGUUGGGGCAAAUAUUACCUUGACCUGUUAUGCUAAUUCUAACCCAGCAGCACAAUUCACUUGGUUACAGAAUGGACAACCUGUCAGCAACUCAGCUACAUUUUCUUUUAUUGCAACCCUGAAUCAUGCUGGAACCUAUACUUGUAGUGCAUCUAACUCAUUCACUGGAUUGACGCGCACCGCAACCAAGAAUCUUAUAAUCUAUGCUCCUCUGUCCAAACCUACCAUUCUCACCUCCAACAUUACUGCAGUGGAGACCAAGGACUUCUCAUUCACAUGCCAGGGUAUAGGUCAAAUUCAUGCUUACUGGUGGCUCAUAAACGGAGUUGCCCCAGCUGGUGGCAGGAUACAGCUGUCCCCGGAUAAAAGGACACUCACUAUCCGCAGCCUCACAAGAAGGGAAAACAAAGGACCCUAUGUGUGUGGAAUCGAGAACCCAUUGUUUAGCAAUAGGAGUGAUCCAUUCACACUGGAUGUUGCUUAUGGCCCAGAUAUCGCCACAAUUGUUCAUACACCGGAUGUGUACCCUACUGGGGCAAAUAUUACUUUGAGCUGUUCUGCUACAUCAAACCCACCAGUCCAAUUCACUUGGUUACACAAUGGACAACCUGUCAGCAACUCAGCCACAUUUUCUUUUAUUGCAUCACUGAAUCAUGCUGGAACCUAUACCUGUACUGCAUCUAACUCAUUCACUGGAUUGACACGCAAUGCAACCAAGAAUCUUAUAAUCUAUGCGCCACUGUCCAAACCUACCAUUGUCACCUCCAACAUUACUGCAGUGGAGACCAAGGACUUCUCAAUGACAUGCCAGGCUACAGGUCAAAUUCACGCUUACCGGUGGUUCAUAAAUGGAGUUGCCCCAGCUGGUAGCAGGAUACAGCUGUCCCCGGAUAAGAAGAUACUCACUAUCCCCAAUCUCACAAGAAGGGAUAACAAAGGGCCAUAUGUGUGUGAAAUCGAGAACCCAUUGUUUAGCAAUAGGAGUGAUCCAUUCACACUGGAUGUUGCCUAUGGCCCAGAUAUCGCCAUGAUUGUCCGUACACAGGAUGUGUACCCUACUGGGGCAAAUAUUACCUUGAGCUGUUCUGCUAUUUCUAACCCACCAGUACAAUUCACUUGGUUACAGAAUGGACAACCAGUCAGCAACUCAGCCACAUUUUCUUUUAUUGCAUCCCUGAAUCGUGCUGGAACCUAUACCUGUAUUGCAUCUAACUCAUUCACUGGCUUGGCACGCACUGCAAACAAGACUCUUAUAAUCUAUGCGCCACUGUCCAAACCCACCAUUCUCACCUCCAACAGGACUGCAGUGGAGACCAAGGACUUCUCAUUGACAUGCCAGGGUACAGGUCAAAUUCACGCUUACCGGUGGUUCAUAAAUGGACUUGCCCCAUCUGGUAGCAGGAUACAGCUGUCCCCGGAUAAGAAGAUACUCACUAUCGGCAAUCUUACAAGAAGGGAAAACAAAGGACCCUAUGUGUGUGAAAUUGAGAACCCAUUGUUUAGAAAUAGGAGUGAUCCAUUCACACUGAAUGUUACCUAUGGCCCAGAUAUUGCCACGAUUGCCCAUUCAGUAGAUGAGUACCCUAUUGGAGCAAAUAUUACCUUGAGCUGUUCUGCUGUUUCUAAUCCACCAGUCCAAUUCACUUGGUUGCACAAUGGACAACCAGUCAGCAACUCAGCCACAUUUUCAUUUAUUGCAUCCAUGACUCUUUCUGGAACUUAUACCUGUAAUGCAGCCAACUCAUUGACUGGCUUGACACGCUCCGCAACCAAGAAUGUUAUAAUCUAUGCGCCACUGUCCAAACCUACCAUUGUCACCUCCAACAUUACUGCAGUGGAGACCAAGGACUUCUUAUUCACAUGCCAGGCUACAGGUCAAAUUCACACUUACCGGUGGUUCAUAAAUGGACUUGCCCCAUCUGGUAGCAGGAUACAGCUGUCCCCGGAUAAGAGGACACUCACUAUCCGCAAUCUCAUAAGAACGGAAAACAAAGGACCCUAUGAGUGUGAAAUCCAGAACCCAUUUUAUAGCAAUAGGAGUGAUCCAUUCACACUGGACGUUGCCUAUGGACCAGAUACUGCCACGAUUGUCCGUACAGUUGAUGAGUACCCUAUUGGGGCAAAUAUUACCUUGAGCUGUUCUUCUAAAUCAAACCCACCAGUCCAAUUCACUUGGUUACACAAUGGGCAACCUGUCAGCAACUCUGCCACAUUUUCUUUUACUGCAUCCCUGAGUCUUGCUGGAACUUAUACCUGUAGUGCGGCCAACUCAUUCACUGGUUUGACGCGCACCGCAACCAAGAAUGUUAUAAUCUAUGAUUGAAGAAGAACCCAAUGUUUCUCUGAACUUCAAUGCCUAGAAACCAUCUGCAAUGUCUAAGUCCUCAAUGACUGCGGACAUCAUUUACUCUGAAAUCCAAAUGAAAUGACUCAGUCCUUCUCGUUCCCUGCACUGCACAUGUAUGUGCAAGCAGACCUCUGAGAUGUUGCAGGUUUGGUUCCAGAUCACCAAAACAAAGCCAAUAUAGCAAGUUUCUUAGUGCA
Molecule: messenger RNA, 3701 nt
Organism: Monodelphis domestica (gray short-tailed opossum)
Lineage: Eukaryota; Metazoa; Chordata; Mammalia; Didelphimorphia; Didelphidae
Source: RefSeq, a predicted model, not a curated record